AGUUAAAGUUAAAUUCCGACGAAAUUUCGUAAAAUACAACAAAUGGGAUUUUUUGCAAAAAGCUUCAACCGGCUUAUCAUUUUCACCUCGCAAAAACGUUAUUUUUCCUCUGUUAUUCACAAAAUGACUUCGCAGUCGAAGUGGAUGGUUGAAAAGAAUAGAAUAUUAGCUCUACCAAUAGAAGAGAAGAGGAAACUUUAUAAAUCAGGAGAUUAUGUUACCGUCCAUCAAGUUGACCCCUGGUGCAGUUAUGUUAUCAAAAACAAAGACGUGGAAAACAAGAAACAUACAGUUGAUGAUCUCAACGAGUUUCGUAAGAUAAAAAUAGACCCUGAGAAGAACAAGGCAUUAGCCGAAAAAGUCUCUAUAUAUAGAGGAGAUAUUACCAAGUUAGAGGUAGAUGCAAUUGUGAAUGCAGCGAAUUCUCGUUUGAAAGCUGGAGGUGGUGUGGAUGGAGCAAUCCAUAGAGCUGCAGGACCACUGCUUCAGGAAGAAUGUAAUUCAAUUGGUGGCUGUAGUACUGGGGAUGCUCAGAUCACAGGCGGAUAUGAUUUACCUGCAAAGUACGUAAUACACACAGUGGGCCCACAGAACGGCUCCGCACCGAAUCUCCAAUCGUGUUACGAGAAAUGUUUUUCCCUCCAAACCCAGCAUCGCAUCACGUCCAUUGCUUUUCCCUGUAUCUCUACGGGUAUAUAUGGGUUCCCUAAUCGUCUAGCCGCUCAUAUAGCUCUAAGAACAACGAGAAAGUUUCUAGAAGAAAAUGAAGAUGUAGAGAGGGUUAUAUUCUGUACAUUUAUGCCGAUCGACGUUGAUAUCUAUGAAACGUUAAUGCAAAUGUAUUUUCCGGUCCAUGAAUGGAAUUAUAAUGAUGGCGCUGCUGUGUCAGAGUAAUUUUGAGGUUAGAAUUUUGGAGGGAAACGUUUAUGGUUGUGUUCUUUGAUAGAUUUAGGAGGUAAAACUACGUUUUGAAUUUAAAGUUUGAUUGGAGAUUAAGUCUGAUGGUGUAUCGAUAAAUGAAUAUUACAUUUUACAGAUUGUAAUAAUUGUUCUAAAUACUUUAUUGAAUUAUUUGAUGUGUAUGAAAAAGAUUUUCUUAGUUGUGACCGAUUGGCUGUAAAUUAGAUAUAAAUUUGUUUGUUCUAAAUCCUAAGUUAAGUGAUAGUGUAAAACACAUGACUGCAAUAAAAUUGAUACAAAUUUUGUA
Molecule: messenger RNA, 1207 nt
Organism: Colias croceus (clouded yellow)
Lineage: Eukaryota; Metazoa; Arthropoda; Insecta; Lepidoptera; Pieridae
Product: macro domain-containing protein CT2219-like
Exons: 4
Coding region: 43-894 (283 amino acids)
Biological process (GO): peptidyl-glutamate ADP-deribosylation; DNA damage response; purine nucleoside metabolic process
Cellular component (GO): nucleoplasm
Molecular function (GO): ADP-ribosylglutamate-[protein] hydrolase activity
Source: RefSeq, a predicted model, not a curated record